This is a messenger RNA of Petromyzon marinus (sea lamprey), 3686 nucleotides long. Its product is annotated as tripartite motif-containing protein 3-like. Gene Ontology annotation, biological process: protein polyubiquitination; proteasome-mediated ubiquitin-dependent protein catabolic process. The record is from RefSeq and is a predicted model, not a curated record. Lineage: Eukaryota; Metazoa; Chordata; Hyperoartia; Petromyzontiformes; Petromyzontidae. Gene Ontology annotation, molecular function: protein binding; ubiquitin protein ligase activity.
AUAAAGGAAUAGGGCUCCCUAAUAGACUUAAUAAGUAUAACUUUUAUCCUGAAAUUUAACGCAAACCCUUCUUUCUCCAGAACAGCAGAGAAUAUGACAAUGUUGCAUGACCGUGGGCAUGGAUUGUGUGAUUAUAUCUAUCCCGCAUGAACAAAGCGCAAGGAACAAACCCUUGCCGGCCACAUACGGCAGAACGGGAAUCACAAUUGGGAAUAAGCCAAAUGAAUAUUAUAAUCUUCUCCAAACACCGAGUGGGGCUCGAUAUUAUGCAUUGGGGACAAUAUGGAUGGCACUGGGCAAUAGACAAAAAAACAUUCAGCAUGUGCUCCUCGCUCAUAAAUACAAAUACAUUUGCGUAUAAAAUAUUUUACCAUGAAAAUCAUGCACAUGUAUGCAUGUUGAACUUCUUUCGCACCACAUGUAGCCGACCCGUGCAAAUCGGAGGUGCUGGGAAAGCAAAACGAGUUAUUUUGAGAGUGUAUUGAGCCUCGAAAGCCACCAAUGCAUGCAGAUGUACUGGACAAUAUGUGAAAAAGAGCUUUAUAGCUCGUCGGAUUUCUCCAGUAUAAACAAAUAUUUCUGAUUCUGCUUGCUCUGCCGAUCCCUGUUCUCACCCCUUCAUCGCCUCUCUCGAUCCACGCCCUCUCCCUCCCCGUUUCCCAUGUGCCUCUUUUCCUCACCCUCUCUUCCAGCUCUUUGUCUCGCUCUUCUCAUGUUUCUGCUGCUGCUCGUUGCCACUGAGGCUCUGCGGUAACACGCCGACGACCACACACGGCCCUCUGUGUCAUUUGCAGUGCUGUAAAUCUGCACGGUCGAGGCAUGCAAUAUGUAUAAUUAACAUAGUUGGACAAUUAUUUUCGCGUUAACGUAGAGUUUGUUCUCCUGGAGGUGUUGGAGCAGAGCCAUUUGGCGUGGGAUUUAAGCCACAGCAAGGAGCUGCCAGGUAUUGCAACAGUUACAGGUGUGCAUCGCUGCCACGUGUGAACCACACGGGCUCGAGCCACACGUGCUUGGCACGUGGGCACGAUGAGCCAGCUCAUCGAGCAGCUGCUGACGUGUGCCGUGUGCCUGGAGCGCUACCGCCGGCCCCUGCUGCUGCCGUGCCAGCACACAUUCUGCGCCGAGCCAUGCCUGCAGGGGCUGGUGGACGCGACGGGACGCAGUGUGCGCUGCCCCGAGUGCCGCGCCACCCACGCGCUGCCCCGAGCUGGCGUCCACGGCUUCCCCUCCAACCGCACCAUCACGGGAUUCCUGGAUGUCCCACUGAUGCAGCGGCCGCAACAGGAUCAGCAGCAGCCUGUGACGGCAAGGUCGUCGUCGGUGGAAAGGGGCGACCGUGAGGUCGAUGUGAGGGCAGCCGACGACCCCGCGUCCCGAGCGUGCAAGUGCUGCGGGGAGGUGAAGGGUAGCGUUGGCCUGUCGCUGUGCUACCACUGCGACUGGUACCUCUGCGGGUUGUGCCGACUGUCCCACUCGCACCAGAUCAGGCAGGAGAUGCACAAGGACGUCCUGCGGCUACGGGGAAGUGGCCAGGUGCUGAGCGACGCCGUCGGAACCCUGGAGGAACGCUCCUCGGACGUGCGGCGGGAGGGCGAGACGGCCAGGUCGGACGUCUCGGCGGCCGUGCAAACGUGCUUGGGGAGACUGCGAGACCGCGAGAAAGCCCUCCUCAACAGCGUGGAGGCGCUCGUCAGCUCCGAGGUGCAUUCGCUGCAGCAGAAGAAGCGCAACUUGGAAUCCAAGUUGGCCGCGAUGCUGUCCUACUGCGACGUGGCCGAGGGCAAGCUGGACGGGACCAGCGGCGCUCCCCUGGCCGAGGAAGAGCUCUUCAAGCUGCACAAGCAGCUGCGGGAAUUGUCGACCCUUGUACAGCAUCAGGGCUGCUCUGUCCCGACCCAGGCCAUCACGUGUUCCUUGCAGAACGUCACGCAGCUGCUGUCCAACAUUGACAGCUUUGGGCACGUGACCGUAGGGGGUCAAGCCGAAGGGCAUCACAGUGACAGCGCAGGCUCCUUGAUGUCCGACCUUGAUGGGUUUUUGCCCACGCUGGUAGUGUCCAGUGGCUCCCAGAAUUCACUGAAUCCGGUGGUGAGGAGACUGAAUUCCCUGCCUCCGGUGAGGGCGACACGGAGGGGGCCACUAAACCCGAGGACUGACAGCCGUGGCGUUCACAACCACAACGGAGUCGACGUGGAAAGACAUGACAGCACACGGCAGGUGUCGUGUGUCCAGGAGGACGGCAGCUCUCUGUGGCCGAGCGGACGCCGGCUCCUCCAGCACUACCAGCAGAAGGGGCGGCCGCGCCUCCGGUUCGGCUGCAAGGGAACCGAGGAGGGCCGCUUCACUUGGCCCCGAGGCCUGGCCGUUACGCCUGAGGGGCAUCUCAUUGUCGCCGACAGCAGCAACCACCGUCUGCAGGUGUUCGACUGGAGUGGAAGGUUCAUCCGGGCCAUCGGCUCGCACGGCUCGGGUGAUGGCCAGUUUGACUGCCUCUCGGGCGUAACAGUCAACGCUCAACUGGGCCUCAUCCUCGUGGCUGACCGCUACAACCACCGUGUGCAGAUCUUCGACCGCACAGGCCGAUUCCUGCGGGCAUUCGGCAGGGAGGGUGCGGGACGUGGGCAGCUCAGCUACCCGUGGGGUGUGGCGUGUGACUCUUCGGGCCUUGUGUAUGUCUGUGACAAGGACAAUCAUCGUGUGCAGGUGUUCUCGCCGGACGGUGUGUUCGUGCGAGGCUUCGGUGGCCCUGGCAGUGGCGAAGGCCGCCUUGACCACCCGCACUACCUCGCCGUCACGCCCCAGGGCCGCGUGGCCGUGAGUGACUGUGGGAACCACCGCGUGCAGAUAUUUGACCGAUACGGCCGCUACAUCAGCAAGUUGGGCGAUAGCUCGGGCUCGGGCUCUGGGCCCGGGCAGAUGCGGUAUCCACGCGGCGUGGCAGUGGAUCGCUCUGGGAACAUCGUGGUUGCGGACAGCGGCAAUAAUCGCGUGAAGGUGUUUCGGCCCGACGGGACUUUCCUACAUGCGUUCGGGAGCUGGGGCAGCGAGGAUGGGCAGAUGAAGGGGCUGGAGGGCCUGGCGCUCCACGCAGGGGACAUUGUUGUCUGCGACCGCGAAAAUCACAGGAUUCAGAUCUUUUAAUAAAGCAGCCACUCUACGUUUCUAAUAUUUCAAUAGCCUUGAAGCCAGUCCUGGAUUUAGUUACGGAGCAUCAAUUAGAAUGACAGCCUGAUAAAAAGGCAUGGGUUCACAUGGCCUGGUCAACAGACCAAUACAUAAUCACCGAUAUUAAGAGUUAAUUGCUGAUUUCAAAAUAUGACGUUGGAGACAAUAAUAAUACUAGAUUCGAAGUUUUCGUGGCUGCAGGAAUUACUCUUUGGUUCUUUCGGUAAAGUCACGUAUGACUUUACCGAAAGAACCAAAAAGUAAUAAUCAUACUGUAAUUUGUUUCCAAUGGGUGGGAGGAAUGACUCGGCUUAUUUAAGUCAAAAUGUUCUUAACCUCGGUGAGUGUACUGGAUGGAUUCUCGAAUUAGUCUUGGCCAGAUCUCGAAAGAUGAUGGGGUUCAUCAAUGAUGACGUCAUCCUGCACUAUUUAAGACCGGAAGCAGGUGGAUGGCUUCACUAUUCUGGCAAAUCGCCCGAAGAUUCUGGAUGUAAUUACCAGUGAAACGUCGUACUCAAAUU